AAACUGUCAGUCACAACUUGAAAGAUACAGCAUAUCAUGCCUACUGGAGAUAACACUGGUACAAUGGCACAAUCUCUUACAGAAGAGGAUCCCAUAUUUAAACCAGGAGGAGGAGGAGGAAGAGGAGAGAGUCAUAGGAACAGAUCAAACAGUCUGCCAAAAAUAAGCAGACCGCAUUCCUCUAUUGCACGGCCCAGAACUGCUAGCAAUAAAACUGGAAAAGGAGCAAGCAAUGGAUCAAAUGAGGGAGGAGGAGGAGGACAGAGAGUAAAAGAAGAUGGUGGGAUGCUUCCUUUAAUACAAGAUCGUGGAGAUAGAAAGGGAAGAGAAGAGAGAAGCCAUACUGCAGAUCUAAGAUCAGCAUCAUCAAGAGCAGCUUCUAAAUCAUUCUGGAACAUGAGCAUGUUGCAUGAGAGGGAAAAAGGCACUGAUAUUCAGAGUGACAGGACCCCUCCAACGUCACCUGAUAAAACAAGGAGAUACCAGAAUCGUGCACAAUCUCUACCAAUGGAAGUUCCCCUGAAACCACAUUCACUGGAAUCACGUCCCGUUAUACUGGGUACUUGUACUUGCAUAUCACCAUCAAAAGGUGAAGAACCAAGAAUACGAGUUCAUAGUAUGGAGACUAGGCCACGCCCUAAAUUGAAUGGUCUGUAUGGUUUGCCUAAAGGACACAGACGUCGUGCAGCUACUUUGAAUGCAAUAAGGAAAACCAGCUCUUUUGAGAAAUAAUUUAUAAUAAAAAGCUACAAAAAUACCAACACCCUGAAACUAUUCAUUAAUUCCCCUCAUAUUAUAAUAUUAUUAUUAUUAUUAUUAUUAUUAUUAUUAUUGUUUGUAAUUCAAAUUCUAUUUUUGUAUUACAAAAGGCACACCCAAAUUUAAUUUAAAAUAAAGUUCAAU
Messenger RNA from Amphimedon queenslandica, 903 nucleotides. RefSeq lists its product as uncharacterized. The record is from RefSeq and is a predicted model, not a curated record. The transcript is spliced from 2 exons. The coding region runs from base 37 to 732 and encodes 231 amino acids. Lineage: Eukaryota; Metazoa; Porifera; Demospongiae; Haplosclerida; Niphatidae.